Molecule: messenger RNA, 459 nt
Organism: Pocillopora verrucosa
Lineage: Eukaryota; Metazoa; Cnidaria; Anthozoa; Scleractinia; Pocilloporidae
Source: RefSeq, a predicted model, not a curated record
AUGCGCUUAACAGCAGCUAAGAGAGUGGUGGUUGUACUGAUACAGAUAUUCUCCAGAUAUGGAUUUCCAUUUGCUCUCAAAUCUGACAACAGUCCUCAAUUUUGCUGUGAGGAGUUUGAGAAGUUUCUCUCUGAUCACGGAAUCGAACACUUAACAUCUCCACCGCUCUGGCCACAGGCCAAUGGACAUGUCGAAAGACAGAAUAGAAUUCUGCUUAAGUCUUUGAAAGUUGCGCAUGUCGAGGGAAAGAACUGGCGUGAAGAACUGCAGAAGUUUUCGUCAGCAUAUAGAACCACACCACAAACAAGCACUGGUGUUACUGCGUUCCUUAUGUUUGGCAGAGAGUUGAAAACAAAACUUCCAGAGUUAAGGUGCGCUGGUAACCUGUUGGACGAGGGGGUCAGAGAUCAGGAUUGGAAUCACAAGUUGAUCCACAAGGAACAUGCUGACAACAAGUGA